AUGAGUCACAACGGCAUUCGUCGCUUACGCCGCGAGGCUCAAAACUGGCCGUUGACUGGUGAUGCCACAACCAGGCAAAGAAUCAGCCAGUUCUUUACUGGAAAAGGCCUCGAUGUUCCACUACCAAUAACCUCUAGCCUCCAGAGCGACGAAGCUUUCCCGAUGCCAACUACCCCAACUUUCAAUCUGCUAGGCGUCGAUAUCGUCCCAGCCGUGCUUCAACAAUGCCUCGGCCUCCUGAGCCGGGACGAUGAAGACCGCUUCCAUGUAGCGCACGUGCGGCCCGGAAGAUCUAAGAGCACCACAGACCUGUUAUUGCCUCAAACUUCCAACGGCUUCAGCCGAGGGUCCCCCGAAGGAGCCAGCGUACUUGGGGCAGCUGCCGCAAGGGGCCCUCAGCUUCGUAUCCCAACGUCGGUUCGUGGCUUUGCCCUUCACAAGGAGGCCGGAAAACUCAUGUCGCUGCUCCGUGGUCAUGCUGUGAAAGAGGACAAUGAGCUCGACCUGUCGCCGUGGAAGUUUCACCAUUCUCUCUGUUGGUGGACAGCUUGUGCCCUUGGUUAUGGGCUAGAGGGCUUCGAACAACUGGAUGUUGAUAGAGACAACAAAGAAUUGAGCAACCUUCAUACAAGACUUCAAGGCCACGCGGACGCUGGUCCCUCAUGCCCUACGGAUGAGGACAGAGCAGACAGUUCCGAUUCCGAGGUCGAAAUUACAACGAAGAAGACCUUUGAGGAGUUCGCCGCUCUAGUCCAAAUCGCCCGAAAGAACAUGACCUUAUGA
Molecule: messenger RNA, 783 nt
Organism: Fusarium verticillioides 7600
Lineage: Eukaryota; Fungi; Ascomycota; Sordariomycetes; Hypocreales; Nectriaceae
Exons: 2
Coding region: 1-783 (260 amino acids)
Source: RefSeq, a predicted model, not a curated record